Molecule: messenger RNA, 3228 nt
Organism: Erinaceus europaeus (western European hedgehog)
Lineage: Eukaryota; Metazoa; Chordata; Mammalia; Eulipotyphla; Erinaceidae
Gene: MTBP
Product: MDM2 binding protein
Exons: 22
Coding region: 218-2932 (904 amino acids)
Biological process (GO): regulation of protein ubiquitination; protein localization to kinetochore; traversing start control point of mitotic cell cycle
Cellular component (GO): kinetochore
Source: RefSeq, a predicted model, not a curated record
CAGCAGUUGCGUCACGAAGGGAGGAGAUGCUGCAGAUAUAAUGAGAAAAAAUCCAGAAAUAACAACCCGCUUGUUAUAAACGUUCUGGGAAAAAAACCCGAUAUUGCGCGGACAGUUUCCAGUCGACCCAAGUGGAAAGGGACCGGAAGUGCAUCGGCUAGCGCGCGGCAAUUUGUUUGCUAACCGGGAGACCCUGCACAGUGGCGAUGCCGGGGCAAUGGAUCGCCACCUGCUCCUGGUGAUCUGGGGGGAGGGAAGGGGCCUGUCGGCCGCGGGGGAGCAAGUCCUACAUGAAGCCGGGGCUGCCACGGUUACUGGCGCCGAGAAGCUGCCGGACUUAACAGCAGCAGAUGUGUACCAGCUCCUGAAAAAAAGCAUUAGCGCUUCAAUUAAUAAAGAAGACAGCUGUUUUCCUGCCUGUUCAGUGGGUGGAAUACCGAGUUCCAAGAAGUGGUUCUUUGCUGUACAGGCCAUAUCUGGAUUUUACCAGUUUUGUAGCUCUGACUGGAAAGAAAUACAUUUUGAUACAGAAAAAGAUGAAAUUGAAGAUGUUCUUCAAACAAAUAUUGAAGAAUGUUUGAGUGCUGUUGAGUGUUUUGAGGAAGAAGAUAGUAAUAGCAGAGACUCGGUAUCCUUGGCUGAACUUUAUGAAGAAUCUGCAGAAAAUUUGCAUCAGUUAUCAGACAAACUUCCUGCUCCUGGCAGAGCAAUGAUAGAUGUAAUACUAUUGCUCUCUGAUAAAGAUCCUCCUAAAUUGAAAGAUUGUUUACCUGCUAUUGGAGCAUUAAAACAUUUGAAGGAAUGGUACGCUGCAAAAGUCACUAUGUCAGUAAACCAUUGUGAAAUAAAUUGUCAGAUUGCAGAAUACCUUUCUGCAAAUGUUGUACCACUAGGAAAUCUUAGACAGUCUAUUGACUCAAAGGAAUUAUGGAGGGGAAAGAUUCAAAUAUGGGAAAGAAAGUUUGGAUGUGAAAUCAGUUUUCCUGAAUUUUGUUUAAAGGGGGUCGCACCUAAGAAUUUUAGUACAUCAAAUUUAAAUACUUGCUUUCUUGCCAAAAAGAUAGAACCAUCAAAGGAUAAGAAUAUUUUGCACAAGGUGUUCCAUUAUUAUGGCCCUGCUUUAGAAUUUGUACAAAUGAUAAAAUUGUCUGAUUUACCCUCCUGCUAUAUGUCGAAUAUUGAAUUUGAAUUAGGACUGACAAAAAAUAGCACCAAACAGAAUUCCAUACUACUACUGGAACAGCUAUCUUCUCUAUGUGACAAGGUUGGUGCCCUUUUUGUAUUGCCAUGUACAGUUAGUAAUAUACUUAUUACACCUCCAAACCAACUCAGUUCAAGAAAAUGGAAGGAAUAUAUAUCUAAGAAACCCAAGACGAUCACUGUUCCAGAUGUUGAGACAAAAGGAGAAUGUUCUAGUUAUUAUCUCUUGUUACAAGGAGGUGCCAACAGAAAGUGUAAAGCCACGCUAAUUUACUCAGCAAACCAGAUCAAUGGCUCAUUUGCACUCAGUUUCAUUCAUGGAAAGAUGAAAGCAAAGACAGAAGGAAGUAAGAUGAGCUUUCCAUUUGAUUUAUUUUCACUUCCACAUUUUUCUGGAGAGCAGCUUAUACAGAGAGAGAAACAAUUGGCUAAUGUUCAAGUCUUGGCUUUAAAAGAAUGUCUAAAAAGGAGAAAGUUGGAAAAGCAGUCUGAAGGAGUUUCUGUUGAUGAGCUCAAAAGUCUAUUAAUACUCACAAGGGAACGAUUUUUAGAUCAUUUUGAUGCUACAAUUCCAAAAACAACUCUACUAAAGACAGACAAGACUAAAACCUCCAAUACAUUAAAUGACAGCUGUCCAGUGGAACCUACUUCUUCAAGUGUAGUAGAAAGCAAUCCUCAAGAAUGGCCAGAAAGACAUGUUCUUCAAAAUCUGGAAAAUUUUGAAAAAGCUAAACAAAAAGUGAGAAGGGGCUCAUUAACUCGCUCAUCUGAGCAGUGGCUGGGCCAUAAGGAAGGUCCAAGAGAUUCAGGUACAUUAUUGGAUGCUAAAGAAUUGCUGAAAUUCUUCACCUCAGAUGGAUUACCAGUCGGAGAUCUUCAACCUCUACCAAUUCAAAAGGGGGAAAAGACUUUUGUUUUGACACCAGAGCUUAGUCCUCGGAAACUUCGUGGUUUACCUUUUGAAAAAGCCUCAGUAUGUCAUUAUCAUGGAAUUGAAUACUGUUUGGAUGACCAAAAAGCACUGGAAAGAGACGGGGGAUUUUCGGAACUUCAGUCUCGUCUUAUUCGUUAUGAAACCCAAACUACUUGCACCAGAGAAAGUUUUCCAGUACCUACUGUGUUGAGCCCUCUUUCCUCUCCUGCAGUUUUAUCAGAGCCUGCAAGUGUCCCUGAUGGAGAGACUCUCCAAAGUGAACUCCGAACUAAAGUGUCCCAAUUGAAAAGAAGGUCAAAAGAGCUGAAUUGCCAUAAUCCUAACAAAAGGCUUGUAAAAUCAGAAAGUUCAGAUUCUCUUGUUUCUCAGAGAAGCGGUAGUAGCAAUCCUCAUCGUCAUGCAGCGGUGUCCAGAAAGCCACAGGCAGAAAGGCCAUCGUCUGUGACUUGUCCCUCUGUUCCAGUUCUUAGCUCUGAAACUCCAACAGGCACUCCAAAGACCAGUUCAGGACAAAAAAGUGCACAUGACUCCAAGACAUCAAAGCAAAUUAAAGAAUCAAGAUCACAGAAGCAUACACGGAUGUUGAAAGAAGUAGUUACUGAGACCCUGAAGAAACACAGUAUUCCAGAAACUCAUGAAUGUUUCCCUGCGUGCAGCCAGCGUCUCUUUGAGAUCUCUAAGUUCUAUCUAAAGGAUCUUAAAACUUCAAGAGGCCUAUUUGGAGAAAUGAAGAAAACAGCAAACAAAAAUGUUGUACAGGUGAUUGAAUGGGUAUUAGAAAAGUCAAGAAAGAAAUAAAAACAGAAUCGUGAACAACUGAAAAUUAAGAAGAACUACACUUUACUUCAUUAGUUUGUAAAUUAUAAAUAUUCUCCAAGCUUUGUUCAAAGAACAAAUGUUAUAUUUCUAAAGAACUUCCAAAACAUCCUGUAUUUAUGUAACUUUCAAGGAUGCUCAGUGAAUUUCUAGUUGCACACUUAUUUUAUGUUUCUAACUUAUCUUAAUGUUUAAGUUGAUAAUUUUAUACCUGUUUUUAAAAUGUUGUUGUGGGUUAAUUUUAAUUGUUCCAAUAAAUGGAAAAGAUAAUUCUUUAA